Mangifera indica (mango) is the source of this 1965-nucleotide messenger RNA. RefSeq lists its product as uncharacterized. The coding region runs from base 238 to 1686 and encodes 482 amino acids. The record is from RefSeq and is a predicted model, not a curated record. The transcript is spliced from 5 exons. NCBI's taxonomy places the organism in Eukaryota, Viridiplantae, Streptophyta, Magnoliopsida, Sapindales, Anacardiaceae. Gene Ontology annotation, molecular function: metal ion binding; phosphatidylinositol binding.
CGCUUUCGGCCUACGGAACCCAAUUUGUUUUCGUCUUCGGUGGUUCUAUUUCCGUUAUCUUAAAAAAUUGAAAGACUUACGUGUGCCAGAGGAUUAGAUUUUCCCUUAUAUCUUCAGCUCCUCCUUCUUUGCGUAUAAUUCAAGAAUCAAAAUCGGCCGUCGCCGGAAUACACAGUGAAAAGUGAAACUUGUGUGGCCUUUUGAUCAUUAAUCAUUUGAUUGUAUGUGGUGUGCUGUAUGGCAACCAAUGAUUGUAGGGUUGUACAUUCUUCUCUUUCUAAGAUAGAAAAAAUGGGUAAAUUCCAUUAUGAGGAUGAUGACUUUAGAGAACCUGUAUGGAAUGUUUCAAAAGAAAAGAAAACCGAUCCAUCAGAGGUAAAAUCCUCCAAAGAAGAUUAUAUGUACCAGUUCCCACUGCAAUCUGAAGACUUCAUUGAUGAAGGAUAUGAUUCAGGUGAGGAUCCAUGUUAUUCCAUGCAAAGUAAUAAUAUGCCUCCAGAGGUAAACUUGAAAAAUGUAUUGAAUGGGAUAUUUGCAAUCAUAACUGGGCGAAACAAAGCACCGAGUGUUUCUGCAACUCAGCUAGAGCCCAGUUCAAAUGUUUCGUUUCUUGGAUCUGGGAAGAAUGGCGAUACAUACUUGCACUCCUCAGUGUACAUACCGAGUGCACCACCACUUCUUGAGCCAGAUGGGAUUAGAUAUAGUGCUUACAAAGAGGUUUUGGAAGCUGAUCCACCAGAGUGGCUUCCUGAUAGUUCCACUACCGUGUGCAUGCAGUGUACUUCUCCUUUUACAGCAGUCACACGCGGUAGACAUCAUUGUCGGUUUUGUGGAGGGAUUUUCUGUAGAGCAUGCACCAAGGGGAGGUGUUUGUUACCUGUGAAGUUUAGGGAACGAAAUCCUCAGAGGGUGUGUGAUGCCUGCUAUGAUAGACUUGACCCUUUACAAGGAAUUCUCAUUAACUCUAUUAGCAAUGCUAUGCAAGUGGCAAAACAUGAUGUGGUGGAUUGGACUUGUGCAAGGGGAUGGCUUAACCUUCCAGUUGGUUUGUCAAUGGAAUAUGAGAUAUACAAAGCUUCUAAUACAUUAAGAAGCUACUGCCAGGUUGCUGCAUUGAGUUCUGAGAGGUCCAUACCCUUAGCUAUUCUGAAAGGAGCCAAAGGCCUUGCAAUCUUAACAGUUGCUAAAGCUGGUGUGCUGGUUUCUUACAAACUUGGCACUGGUUUGGUCGUUGCUAGAAGGUCAGAUGGCUCCUGGUCUGCUCCGUCGGCCAUAUUCUCAGCUGGUUUAGGAUGGGGUGCUCAGAUUGGAGGUGAACUAAUGGACUUCAUAAUUGUGCUUCAUGAUUCAAAAGCAGUGAAAACAUUUUGUAGUCGCAUGCAUUUUUCUCUUGGUGCUGGUUGCAGUGCUGCAGCAGGUCCGAUUGGGAGAGUACUGGAAGCAGAUGUACGGGCUGGAGACAGAGGUUCUGGCAUGUGCUAUACUUACAGUUGUACCAAAGGAGCAUUCAUGGGAGUGUCACUAGAAGGAAACAUUGUUAUGACAAGGACGGAUACAAAUCUACAGUUUUAUGGCGAUCCUUAUCUUACUACUGCCGACAUUCUACUUGGGAUGGUGGACAGGCCCAAAGCUGCGGAGCCUUUGUAUCGAGCCCUCAAAGAUCUUUAUUCCAGUCUAGGCAGUUAGUUCUAUCAUUUCCUGCAUCCAAAGCCGGUAUCUCAAUGACUACUGGGUGUGCUCUCUGCUGAAGAGACUUGCUGAAUCGUGAAAUUUGUGGAUUGAAAAUUGAUGGGAAGAUACAGUUUGAAAGAGAUAAAUGAUGUACCAGAUAUACUUUUAGUUUUCAUUUGAUCAAUGUACACUACAGGGUGUCUGAAAUUCAAAGAUUCUUUAAAUGUACAUAGUUAUAUUAGUGUUGUAAAAUCAUUUGAACAAAUUUAUGAUAUAUAUGGUUUCAGUUGUCCA